AUGACUCGUACCGAGCGCAACACUUCCCCAGCUGCGAUCAUGCGCGACCGCCACUCGCGUACUGGCCUCACCAAGUCUGAGUUUGAGCGCAAGGGCGGAGCCGGCGCACACAACUGGGGCAGCGUCAACGACGAGGAGCGUGCCGAGUACGAUGGGCGCCUCGACGCCGAGCUAGAGACUGCCAUGUUUGACGAUGGCGCGGCCCCCGCCGAGGCCGACAAGGUCGAUGACCUGCCCGAGCGUGAGGCGCCUGUCGCCCCCCAGCGCCGUAUGAGCCAGGUGUCGGACCAGGAGCGUGCCGACGCCCUGCGUUACCGCGAGGGUGGGCUCAAGCAGAACGGCAUCGACCUCGCCAACAUUGCUCGUACUAGCCACGGUGUGGCUCAGAGCCCGCCCAACAACCUUGGCACUAGCCCUCUUCGCCAGAAGUCGGGCUUCUCUGCUCAGUAG
This is a messenger RNA of Cutaneotrichosporon cavernicola, 450 nucleotides long. RefSeq lists its product as uncharacterized. Lineage: Eukaryota; Fungi; Basidiomycota; Tremellomycetes; Trichosporonales; Trichosporonaceae. Bases 1 to 450 code for a protein of 149 amino acids. The transcript has 3 exons. The record is from RefSeq and is a predicted model, not a curated record.